Messenger RNA from Phytophthora infestans T30-4, 1788 nucleotides. RefSeq lists its product as uncharacterized. The record is from RefSeq and is a predicted model, not a curated record. Gene Ontology annotation, molecular function: protein-macromolecule adaptor activity. Gene Ontology annotation, biological process: nuclear pore organization. Gene Ontology annotation, cellular component: nuclear pore transmembrane ring. NCBI's taxonomy places the organism in Eukaryota, Oomycota, Peronosporomycetes, Peronosporales, Peronosporaceae. The coding region runs from base 1 to 1788 and encodes 595 amino acids. The transcript has 4 exons.
AUGGGCUUCGCGCACUCACUCGAGGUGCUGUACGCGCUGCUACGGCUGUACGCGAGCGGGGCUGCAUCAUCCUCUUCCUUCUCUGACGCUCCAUACCCGCAUCUACAACAGAGAUUGCAGCAGACAUUGCGCGUGGUUGCUCUCACGGCCUUCGGAGCAGUCUUUAUCCCGCUGCUGCUGCUGUGCUUACUGCCGUUGCUCUCUCCACUGGAAUUUCCAGGCUUCUCUGCUUUCCUCUUGGUGAUUGCGUCUUUGUGGGCCUCUACUGUCGCUCACUUGACGCUCCGGUAUGCGCUGUUGCCCACGCCUCGAAGAGCGGAGGCCGAGCCGGUCCGCGGAAGGCUCCAAGCUGCUGUUUGCGCCAUCGUGGUUACUGUGACGCGCGUACGCGAGCAGCCGCAGCUACCAGUAUUAUUACUUCUCUGUGUAAUUCACUCGUAUGUCUGGAAGAUCGUGCUAUACUACGGAAUGGCGUCCAGCAUCCACGUUGCAACGAGCUUUGGAUCGUUCGCUGUCGCCGGUGGCCUCGUAUCGUUUGUGUCGUUUGUACUGGUGGAGAAGAGUCUAGCUGAAGAUCCGUUCGUGCUGGAUCCGCGUGCAGCCUUUGUGAGAGCCAUGCAGAGAGACGUGGUGCGUGCAGUGCGUCGUGGAGUUCUUGUUUACAUCCUGGGACGCGUAUGGAGCUGGGUAGUGACAUUCCAAGUUACGACUAGUUUUAUGGAGAACUUGGCUAUCUUGAGUGCUGCUUCGGUGUUCAGGACCUUGCUCUUCCGUGCGAGUCACCAGGUGGUAGGCGGUGCAUUCGGGGGGACCAACAACUUGUGGGACUCACUUGCAAGCAUGAAAUUUAAGGAAGGAGAUGUCGCGAGUGCUUUAUUUGCGACGGAAGUUACAGCGAGUCCACAGAAUGUCACGCCGCUGAAUGAACAGUACCUGCAUGGACUGCACAGUCGUAUGGAUGCGGCGGUCAAGACGAUCUCGGACAAGAAAACGCCCAAGGCCCCUGCAGAUGCCGAAGAUGUGGAGAUCUUGGACAGUUUGUUUAAGUUUGAGAACUUGCUCACUGGAUGCAAAUUCGAUGCAACUGCGCGAGAAACGCUUUUCACGUCUCGGGAUCGAUGGAACGCAUUGUUUAACUCGACGACUGCGGUGGUGGAUGGAUUCACGUUAAUGUUGCAGCUGCUGAACACACUGCCAGAUAGGAAGGGUGAUACAGGAGACAACGCUCCUGCUGGCGCCUUGGCUCUUGAGCAGUCUUUUGGUUCUUUGCUACGCUUCUUAAACACACAGCAAGAUACCCACCCGCUGCUUCUGCUCCAGCAGUAUCCUCACCUAGCGAACCUUCGCAUCUCCUCGUCUAGUGUGAAGUCGUCCAUCAAGUUUUUCUUCGAGUCGAAGUUGCAGCUCGCGGUUCGCCGCUUCUUGAUGGAAGAGGCACGUCGGCGUGUGUUCCAGCGCACGAAAGUUGUGCGCGCGGCAGAAUCGUUGUUGUGCCAUCUUGUUAGUGUCUCGCGUGCGGAGGACAAACAGGGAAUUGUUCAGCACACUGUACCUGCUGUGGUUUCGUCGCUCUUAGAGUGCCGCAACGCUUUGGACGCAUACAUGGAGACGUGUUUGAAGGAGAGUAGUACGACCGAUGUAUACGUGCAAGAAGCCACGGCUCUAGCAAAAGGAAUCGACAGCGGUAUUUAUCGCAUCACGGAGGUAUUUCAGGGCGAGUUAUCCUUGUUCGCGUUCCCUCCUGACGUCAAGAAGGCGCUGCUUGCGUACGCGAGCUUCAAUGCUUAG